This is a messenger RNA of Cyprinodon variegatus (sheepshead minnow), 5048 nucleotides long. RefSeq names its product ras GTPase-activating-like protein IQGAP1. Bases 1 to 4326 code for a protein of 1441 amino acids. The record is from RefSeq and is a predicted model, not a curated record. Gene Ontology annotation, biological process: regulation of GTPase activity; regulation of actin cytoskeleton organization. Lineage: Eukaryota; Metazoa; Chordata; Actinopteri; Cyprinodontiformes; Cyprinodontidae. The transcript is spliced from 33 exons. Gene Ontology annotation, molecular function: GTPase activator activity; calmodulin binding; actin filament binding. Gene Ontology annotation, cellular component: cytoplasm.
AUGACAGCCCUGGGCCUGCCUGCGAUCUUCCAUCCUGAAACUACAGACGUCUAUGACAAGAAGAACAUGCCGAGAGCCGUUUACUGCAUCCACGCUCUCAGUCUCUACCUGUACAGACUGGGUUUGGCUCCGCCUAUUCAUGAUCUCUAUGGAAAGGUAAAGUUCACAGAGGAGGAGAUUAACAACAUGAAGCUGGAGUUGGAUAAGUACGGAAUCCAGAUGCCAGCUUUCUGCAAGAUCGGAGGCAUCCUGGCCAAUGAGCUCUCUGUGGACGAGGCUGCAGUGCAUGCAGCUGUAGUGGCCAUUAACGAGGCGGUGGACAGAGGCGACGUGAGCGUCACGGCCGCAGCUCUGAGGAAUCCUGCAGCUCUGCUCACCGACCUGCAGGAGGCGCUGAUGAGCAUCUAUCAGGAGAUGCUGAAGCAGGCCAAGAUGAGGAAGGCUGAGCAAGCAGCCUGCAAGCGCGGAGCCUCAGAGGAUAAGGACAUGUACGAGGAAUACCUGAGUCAGCGGGAGAUCCAGGAACACAUCAGAACCGUCAACGUGCGGUCUGCGGUGGAGCAGGUGGAUGAAGCCCUGGAUGCUGCAGAUGAACUCUCUCUGCUUGCUACGCUGCAGCUGCCAUGUUUGGCCCUCAGGGGCCUCCGUGCUGAAAACGGCCCCUGGUACCUGGAUCAGCUUUUGAUGGAUCGCCAGCAGAAGGCUUUGGACCAGGGCUCUGUGGAUCCUCUUGAACCAACCGAGCUCCAGGAAAGCAUCUCCGCUGCCAACCAGGAAGCUCAGAGAGCCACGAACGUGCUCAUAGCGGUGCAGAGCGUCAACGAGUCGCUGCGUGGAGACGACCCCAGACGUACCGUGAGCUGCCUGAUGAACUCUGACCUGCAGCUGCCUGAGGUGUUCCCGUCGGCUGCGACGCUUUACCACCGUGAGCUGCAGCUGCUGCAGAGCCGGACUGCUGAGGGGGAGCUACAUCAGGAAGAGCUUUUCGUUGCUGUGGAGAUGUUGUCAGCUGUCGCUCUGAUCAAUCAGUGUCUGGAGGCGGGACAUGUGCAGAAGUUCGGCUCCUCGUUGGUCAGUCCCUCUGCAGGACUCUGUGAUGUAGACCCCGCCCUCAUGGACAGGUACUUUGAGCUCCUGUUGGACAUGAAGCAGCAGCUUGGCAGAGGCCUGCUGACCUGGAAUCAGCUGCAGGAAGGAAUCAACCGGGUGAACGGCUCGGCCCACAACGAACACCAGCAGCUCCUGGCGGUCGGCCUGAUAAACGAGGCUGUGAUGAGGGGAGAUGUCCAGCAGCUGUCGUCUGCUCUGAUGCUGCCAUCCUGUGGUCUGGAGGAGGUCAUGCCUGCCAACGCCUGCAGGUACCUGACCCUGCUGACCCGAUCCAGACAGCAGAAAGUCCAGAUGAGCAGAGACUCGGGAGCUGAGCUGUGGUUGGCUGAUAUCCAGGAAGCGGUGAAGCUGGCCAAUCAGCAGAGCCAGAAAGCCCUAAAGUUGUGCCUGGCGGUGGCGGCGGUGAACCAGGCGGUGAAGGAGAACCGGGCCAAGCAGACUCUGCGUGUUCUGUCAUUGCCAGAACUGGAGCUGCGUGGAGUUUUAUCAGACUGCGCCGCCGAUUACCAGCGAGAACUCAGCUCGCUGAUCACAGACAGGGCACGCUCAGGUAACGAUCGGAGUCCAUGGGUUCGAGUCCAGCUGGCGGACGGAUCAUUUUAUUACUUCCACCUGAACACUCUGGAGGGAAGCUGGGAGAAACCGAACGGAUUCAAACAUCACGGACUGUUCAUCGGCCCGCAGGAGAUCCAGAUCCAGUCGUUUGUCAAGAUGUGGCUCGCCAGGAGAAGAUAUUUGUCACGACUGAGAUUCUUCAAACAGAACGUGGAUGCUGUGAUAAAGAUCCAGGCCUUCUUCAGAGCCAACAGAGCCCGACAUGAGUACCGCAUGUUAGUGCAUUCGGACACGCCCCCCCUGUCUGUGGUCAGGAAGUUCCUUCAUUUGCUGGAUCUGGGAGAUGCUGACAUCAGAGAGGAGGCGGAGCUUCUGCGUCUGCGAGAGGAAGUGGUGAGAAGCAUCCGCUUCAACCGGCAGCUGGAGACCAACUUGGACCUGAUGGACCUGAAGAUCGGGCUUCUGGUCCGAAACAGAGCCACACUGCAGGAAGUUGUGUCCCACUGCAAGAAACUGACCAAGAAGAACAAGGAGCAGCUGUCGGACAUGAUGGACGUAGAGAGAAGCAAAGGGCUGAAAGCCCUGAGCCGAGACAGGAGGAUGAGACUGGAGGCCUACCAACACCUCUUCUACCUUCUGCAGACACAGCCUCUCUACCUGGCUCAGGUGAUCUUCCUGAUGCCUCAGAGUCGCUCCACCGCCUUCAUGGAGAUGGUGGUGUUCAGCCUGUUCAACUACGGCUCCGAUCGCCGUGAAGCCUUCCUGCUGUUGCAGCUGUUUACUGAGGCGCUGAGAUAUGAGAUAAGGCUGAAGGUAGAGCAGCCACAGGACGUGAUUACUGGGAAUCCCACCGUCAUCAAAAUGCUGGUGAACUUUUACCGCCACGCUCAGGGUCAGAACUCCCUGCGAGAUUCUUUGGGUCCAGCUCUACAAGACGUCCUACUAGACCAAACCCUCAACAUCAGAACUGACCCAGUUGAGGUCUAUAAGACCUGGAUCAACCAGACUGAGACCCAGACUGGACACAAGAGCUCUCUACCCUACGAGGUUUCUGCUGAGGACGCCCUGUCCCAUCCUGAAGUUCAGCGAAGAAUCGACAUCGCCAUUAUCAACCUGAAGAACCUGACAGACCGUGUGCUCAAAGCCAUCACCUCCAACCUCAACAAAAUUCCUUAUGGUCUUCGUUACACAGCAAAGGUUCUUAGAGACACGUUGAAGACAAAGUUCCCUGCAGCUAAUGAGAGCGAGCUUUACAAGAUUGUCAGCAACUUGGUGUACUACCGCUACAUGAACCCGGCCAUCGUGGCUCCGGACGGGUUCGACGUGCUGGAUCGGUCAGUGGGAUCCACUCUGCAGCCUGAGCAGCGCCACAUCCUGGGAUCCAUCGCUCGCAUGUUGCAGCACGCCGCUGCCAACAAACACUUCCAUGGAGACGGAUACCACGUCCGAACCCUGAACCAGUACAUCACCCAGACCCACAGCAAGUUCAGGACGUUCCUGCGCAGCGUCUGCGACGUUCCAGAACCAGAGGAGCGGUUCAGCAUGGACGAAUACUCCGAGCUGCUGAUUGUCAACAGGCCUGUGAUCUACAUCUCUGUCAGCGAGCUGCUAAACACUCACAAGCUGCUGUUGGAGCACCAGGAGGUUUUGUGUCAGGACCCGUCGGACCCCCUGAGGCUCAUCCUGAAUGAUCUGGGCCCGGUCCCCACGCUUCAGGAGCUCAUGGGGGAGACGGCGGCUGAUCCAGGGGCGGAGUCCAGUAAGACGGAGGUUUCUCUGACUCUCACCAACAAGUUUGACAUCUUUAACGACUCGGAGGACAAACCUGACGCCCGUGGCCUGCUGCUCAGCACCAAACAGCUGAUCAUCGACGUCAUCAGGACUCAGUCAGGAGACUCCCUGAGGGAUCUGCUGAGAGGAAAAACCUCACCUGACCAGGAAGUGUGUCACGAUUGGCUGAUGCAGCGCCGCGCCCGGCAGGAUGCUCAGACGCCUGAGAAGAUGAAGAGGAACCAGUCGCUGGUCGCCAACGGCAACCUGAGUCUGGAGGAGAAGAAGAGGAAGAUUCUGCGGAGUCUGUGUCGCCUGGAGGCGCUCGGGGUUCUGAGGCCGCCUCGAGCCGAGAACCAGAUCCUGCAGAUGAUCGCCAAGGACAUCCGGCAGCAGCGCCUGCAUCGUCAGCGCCGAGGGGCGGAGCUUCAGAAACUCCGCCAGACGCUCGGCAGUCUGCAGGAGAAGAGCAGCUUCCACAGCGAGCAGGUCGACUUCUACAGGCAUUACAUCACUUCCUGUCUGGACAACUUGACCAACAGUAAAUCGGCCAAUAAGAAGACAGCAGAAAGCAAAGGGAAAAAGAAGCAGCCUGCUCUGAGCUACAGCGCCGCCCGGCUGCAGGAGAAGGGAGUGCUGCUGGAGAUCGAAGACCUGCCGAGCACGCAGUUCAAGAACGUCGUCUUUGACAUUUCACCUGGACCAGAGAAAGGAAGCUUCAGCAUCAAGGCCCGAUUCCUCGGAGUCCCCAUGGAAGAAUUCCUGCUCAAAUAUCAGGAUCUUCUACAGCUGCAGUACGAGGGCGUGGCCGUGAUGAAGAUGUUCGAUAAGGCAAAGGUCAACGUUAAUCUGCUCAUCUUCCUCCUGAACAAGAAGUUCUUCAAGAAAUGAACAAGGAAACACUCCCGUCUUCACUCCUAUCUUUGCCCUCUCCCUCUGUCUCUUCUUUUGUGUUUGUCGAUCAAAGUUAUCGUCUGUUUUCAUUUACGUCUCUCUUGUGAUCCUUGUGUCUUUUAAAUGUGCCUCAGUGUAACGGAGUGAGGCUUCUAUUUAUCUCCUCUCUCUGAAGCUUUAUUUGUUCAUAUUUUGAGCAGAGUGACAUAUCUAUUCACUACUAUCUAUGUUGUUUUAAAUGUGCCUCAGUAUAACGGAGUGAGGCUUCUGUUUAUCUCCUAUCUCUGGUGUUCUUCAUUUGCUGCUGCCUCCUUUCACACUCCAUCUAAUAGGUUUUAAACAGAGUAACUAAUCUGUGCAUAAACCUAUCUUGUUUUAUUCACUCCACACUAUGCAUUAUGAACCGUAGUGAUGCAUCAUGCUUCCACUGAUCUUUGCACUUUACAAUUUUGACCUGGACACCUGAGAACUUGAUCAGAGUGAGCGGUCACCCUCUACACUCCUAUCUGUACUCAACAUGAUGCCAGGAUGAGCAGAAAACACAAGUUGGAGCUUUACUUUAUAUGUCUGAUGAACUUUGUCCUGAUUUGUGGGCGGAGCUUAGUUCGGACGGGCAGAUUUCAUUGUUUUAUGAAAACUUGAUAGCUGCUUAUUUCUGGUUGGUCAACUUUAACAUGAUGGGACAUUUUAAUCAUCAAUAAACAUCUUUUUUUUCUGUU